GAGCGGGAGGCGGCGGGGCCGGAACCGGAGCGAGAUCCGAAUCGGAGACGGUGACGGAGCAAGAGCGACAGUCUGAUCCAGAGCCGAACACGAAAAGUCGGGGUGGCGGCGGAGCCGUGGCAGAGAUGUGCGCACCAAGAGAAGGGCGCUGGGGCCGGAGGCAGCGAGCGCUGCUGUGCUGCGUGUUGGUGGCGGCGUGGGAGGCGGCGUGGGGACAGCUGCGCUACUCGGUGCCCGAGGAGCUGCCCAAGGGCUCUUUCGUGGGCGACGUGGCCAAGGACCUGGCGCUGCAGCUGGCGGUGCUCCGCGACCGCGGAGCCCGUAUCCUGGACCGAGGUAGAACACGGUAUUUCGCUCUGCAUGCGAACAGCGGCCACCUGGUGACGGCAGGAAGGCUAGAUAGAGAGCAGCUGUGCCGCCUGGUGGAGCGAUGCGUGCUGCGUUCUGAGCUGAUUGUGGAGGGCGAGAUGAAGGUUUACAGGAUCGAAGUGGAAAUCACGGACAUUAACGACAACGCCCCCAGCUUCCGAGAGGCUGAAAAGGAACUGAGAAUGAGCGAGACGACAGCUCCCGGGUCGCGCUUUCCCCUGGCCGAGGCUCGCGACCCGGACGUGGGAGUGAAUUCCCUGCAGAGCUACGAGCUGAGCGGCGACGAGCACUUCUCGCUGUCCGUGCAGGCGGGAGCCGACGGCGAGAAGCGUCCCGAGCUGGUGCUGGCCAAGGCGCUGGACCGGGAGGAGGCGGCGUUUCACGAGCUGGUGCUGAGGGCGAUCGACGGCGGCGAGCCGGCACGGACGGGCACGGCGCGCAUCCGCGUGUCUGUGCUGGACGCCAACGACAACGCGCCCGUGUUCAGCCAGGCGGUGUACGCGGUGCGCGUGCCCGAGGACGUUCCCGUGGGCUCCACGCUCCUCACGCUCACGGCCACCGACGCCGACGAGGGAAUCAACGCGAAUGUGAAAUACUCCCUUAAAAAAGCGACGGACCUAGCAUCUGAAAUUUUCUACCUGGAUCCCGAGACGGGAUCGAUUACACUGGUAAGGAGCCUGGACUUCGAGGAAAGCGACUUCUACGAAAUGGAGGUGGAGGUACACGACGGUGGUGGACUUUUUGACACGGCUACCGUCUCGAUUUCGAUGACCGACGUAAAUGAUAACGCGCCCGAGCUGACUGUGUCGUCGGCGCUGAGCGAGAUCUCGGAGGACGCGCCGCCGGGGACGGUGGUGGCCCUGCUGCACGUGCAGGACCGCGACUCGGGCGCCAACGGCGAGGUGCGGUGCUCGCUGGUCGGCGAGGUGCCGUUCCGUCUGCGGAGCUCGGUGGCUAGACAUUACUACAGCGUGGUGACGUCGCGGGAGCUGGACCGGGAGGAGGUGUCGGAGUACAACGUGACGGUGUGGGCGUCGGACGGCGGGUCGCCGUCGCUGCGGAGCAGCGCGGUGCUGGCGCUGCGCGUGCUGGACGUGAACGACAACGCGCCGGUGUUCGCGGAGGCGCGCUACAGCGCCCGUCUGCCCGAGAACAACGCCGAGGGCGCGCUGGUGCUGACGGUGCGGGCAGUGGACGCGGACUGGGGGCAGAACGCGCGCGUGCGCUACCGGCUGGCGGAGGGGCGCGUGCGGGGCGCGCCGCUGUCGUCCUACGUGUCGGUGCAGGCGGAGACGGGCGCGCUGUACGCGCUGCGCUCGUUCGACUACGAGGAGGUGCGCGAGGUGGGGCUGUGGGUGCGGGCGGAGGACGGCGGCGCGCCGGCGCUGAGCAGCAACGUGUCGGUGCGGCUGCUGAUCGUGGACGAGAACGACAACGCGCCGCAGGUGCUGUACCCGCCGUCGUCGUCGGCGGCGGCGGCGGCGGGCGCGGGCUGGACGGGCGUGGAGCUGGCGCCGCGCUCGGCGGAGCCCGGCGCGCUGGUGGCCAAGGUGGUGGCGGUGGACGCGGACGCGGGGCAGAACGCGUGGCUGUCCUACGAGCUGGCCAAGGCGACGGAGCCGGGGCUGUUCCGCGUGGGGCUGCACAGCGGCGAGGUGCGCACGGCGCGCUCGCCGCUGGCCCGCGACGCGCCCAGGCACAGCCUGGUGGUGGUGGUGAAGGACCAGGGCCGGCCGGCGCUGUCGGCCACGGCCACGCUGACGGUGGUGCUGGCCGAGAGCGUGGCCGAGCUGCUGUCGGAGCUGGGCAGCGCGGCGGCGCCGGCCGAGCCCGGCGGCAGCCUGACGCGCUGGCUGGUGCUGGCCGUGGCGGCCGUGUCGUGCCUCUUCGUCGCCUUCCUGCUGCUGCUGCUGCUGGCGCUGCGCCUGCGGCGCUGGCGCCGCUCGCAGCUGCUGCCGCCGGCCAGCGGCGCCUUGCGCGGCGUGCCGGCCUCGCACUUCGUGGGCAUCGACGGCGUCCGCGCCUUCCUGCACUCCUACUCGCACGAGGUGUCGCUCACGGCCGACUCGCGCAAGAGCCAGCGGCGCUGGGCGGCCGACAGCUGCUGCAACACCCUCCCGGCGCGGCCGCCGCCCGACAAGGCCGCGCCGCUGCUCGGGGAAGACGCUGCCGGCGCCCGCGGCGCACCGCCCGACGCCCUCCCGGUGAGUCAGUCGCUCCGGACACCCCGACGCCCUCCGUCUCGGCUGCUUGCCUCCCUUCCUGCUCCUUGCCUUUCCCUCGGUGUUCUGCUUCCCCUUACGAUGUCCAGAAUGAUAAGCCCUUAUUAGCUGUUGAGAUAAAGUUCGAAGGUGAAUAUUGAGCAUGGUGCAACUGAAUGCUGUGAAUGUAGAGGAGUGGAGUUGGGACGUUGGUUCUGAAUUUGAAAAGAAGUUGUGAUUAGUGUUGAUAUUGUUUGUGCACUGCUACGAUUUUAUUGUGAUUGGCAAUUUCUGUAGCAUGUUUGAUUUUAUAAUUUUGAGAAUGCCUGCAGCUAUUUUGACCAUUUGAUCCUGGUUUUGCUUUCCUGAAAGGCAACGCUAAUCCUCUGGUGCCAAAAUGUUCUGUAAAAAAACUGUGUAUGCAGAGGUAUGAUUCCUUAGUAUAAUACUUUCUAAUAGCUUUGAAAAUCCUCAGUAGUCUACCCCUAUCUGCAUUGGGGUGUAGCAUUUCUUCCUAUUUGUAAUUCCAUUUUCAAGCCUUUGUUUGCAGGAAGGUUGUGCUUCAUAUUUCCCUUUUUUGAGAGGACUUUUACAUUUGAAAAUGCAAAGUUUCUAUUGCAGCAUAUCCUUUUCUCCCUUGAGAAUUUCUUGUAAGCCAUCUGGAGACAAGAUGUUGCAUAUAAGGGAAACCAAUUGCUCACAAGACUUGUCAUGAGAAAAGGCCCCAUAGCAAGAUAAUUACAUUUAUAGUUUCAUUUUCAUUUGAGAUAUGCAGGGCACAGCAUGGAAGAAUUUAUGAGAGUGGAUGAGAUUGUCUUGCUAUGAUGUCCGUACUGUACAGUGCAGAGGAAGAUUUAAGACCUGAGCCGUUUCUUGGUGCUCUCGGGAGGUGUUUCCCUGCAUGCAGAGAAGACCAUGACAUCUUUCAUGUGAAUUUCUCUACCACACUUUCUCUUUGAAUGCUUUUUUUGCUUGUCUGAUUUUAACUUUUCCUAGUCUUUUGUCUAUGUGGGUAGGCUGAGUUGUGAGUAACAGCAUAGCUGUGUUGAGGAAUGUGAUAUGCUUUCAUGGGCCUUGCUCUGGUGAUGAAAUAGGUGGAAUUUUCCUUUCCAUGUUAGAAUAUGUGGAAGGCAAGAUGCAUCUUUCCCUUAACCCAUUCAGCACUCACUCUUCUCGGUAACAGCAAAUUCCAAUAGUGAAUUCUAAUAAUGAAUGAGGAUGCCUGCACAGGGUUUUAGUGAAUUGGGAUGGUCUUGAAACAAUAUUCAAGGACCUCGUGUUUCACUUAGCUGCUUUUCCUUUCUACUCUGUGCAACUGUUCUCUUGCUGCAUGAAGAUGGUUUGAGCAGAGAAAUGUCUUUAUAUUCUUCUGUGCUGCUGUUUCAGUGUGUGUGGUGGAAUAAUGGCCUGGGUAACGUGUCUUUUUAGGCUUUAAUUUGUGCUGCAUAAUAUUUGACUAGGAUUAAAUAUGUUGUGAGAAGUGCAAGAUUGGAUUCCUGUCCUAUUUUCUUGUUCCUUUUCUGUCUUUUUCACAUUUUUGCUUUGUUUAUUGUCUAUGACAAAAUGCCAGAGAACCCUGAAAAGACUGGAAGAUCUGUCUGAGUUAUAGGAGUGGGAGAGCUGUUUCCACUCCCAGUGUGACUGUUUAGUGCUGUCAGGACAGUCUUUAAUAUCCUCAUGUUUUCUUAAAAUGUCACUGGAUGAAAUGCUCUUGCCAGUGGCUUCCAUAUGGCUAGAACUUGGAUGUUGUGAGUGGUGCAAAGGAAAGCUGUGAAUGCAGAGCAAUGAUGGUGAGUGGUUUUUGUUUGUUUCUUUCUUUCUUUUUGAUUUUAUUGUGUUGUUGUUGGUUUUGUUUGUUUGUUUCUUUUUAUUUGUUUUUUGAAUGUCGAAAAGAAGUAGCUCAGCAGUGAUAUCGUUCAGUCAGAGGUUUGACUUCCUAAUUUGUGGCAAUUCCUGCAGCAUUUAUGCACCAUUUUAUCCUGGUAUUCUUGCCCUGAAAGGUAACUUUAAUUCUCUGGUAAUAAAAUGCUUUGCAGUAAAACUGUGCAUGUGGUGUUAUGAUUCCUGCGUAUUAUGGCUUAUAAUACCUGUGAGAAUCCUCAUUACUUCACUCCUAUUUAUUAUAACUCUGUGCCAAGAGUUUCUUCAUAGCUAUAAUUCCAUUUUCAGGUCUUUGUUUUCAGGAAGGUUGUGCUUCAUAUUUUCCUUUUCUGGCUAGGACCUUUACAUUUGAAAAUGCAGAGUUUGUACUGCAGCAAGUCCUUAUCUGCCUUGAGAAGGUCCUAUCAGUCAUCUGGAGACAAAUAUUUGUGUAUAUGGGAAAUGAAACAGAAGCUGAAACU
Anas platyrhynchos (mallard) is the source of this 4912-nucleotide messenger RNA. The record is from RefSeq and is a predicted model, not a curated record. Lineage: Eukaryota; Metazoa; Chordata; Aves; Anseriformes; Anatidae.